Molecule: messenger RNA, 3266 nt
Organism: Aaosphaeria arxii CBS 175.79
Lineage: Eukaryota; Fungi; Ascomycota; Dothideomycetes; Pleosporales
Product: 26S proteasome regulatory complex, non-ATPase subcomplex, Rpn1 subunit
Exons: 6
Coding region: 201-2903 (900 amino acids)
Biological process (GO): proteasome-mediated ubiquitin-dependent protein catabolic process; regulation of protein catabolic process
Cellular component (GO): proteasome storage granule; nucleus; proteasome regulatory particle, base subcomplex
Molecular function (GO): enzyme regulator activity
Source: RefSeq, a predicted model, not a curated record
CGACAACAAUCUCAUCAAUACAACACCGUUCCCCCUACCAAACUACCCUCUCGCACUCCCUCGAUCCACCCCAUACCUAUCUUCGAGACACGCGGAUACGGUCCCCGAUAAUUCGCGUACCAGCGCAUCUGCAACCCCCGGGAAACGAGAACGUGAUACGCUUUGCCGCCUUGCCCUAAGCUACCCGUUUGUAAUCCAUCAUGGCAAAGGAAGAUGAGAAGAAGCCCACGGCCGCCGACAAGGGCAAGGGAAAGGCCGUGAACGGCGAGGCUGAGAAGGAGGUCAAGAAGGACAAGGAUGGCAAACCGAUACAGGACGACAAGAAGGGCGUGCAGCAGGCUGAGGAGCUUAGCGAAGAGGACCAGCAGCUCAAGAGCGAACUCGAUAUGCUUGUCGAGAGGUUACUGGAGCCAGAUACGAGUCUGUACCCACCCGCGCUCGAGAACAUCAAGAACUUCAUCAAGACGUCAACGAGCUCGAUGACGGCUGUCCCCAAGCCCCUCAAGUUUCUGAGGCCGCACUACCAGAACCUGGAGAAGGCUUACGACUCGUGGCCGGAGGGCGACAACAAGAAAUCGUUCGCCGAUGUGUUGUCCGUACUCGGAAUGACAUAUUCCGAUGAAGAUCGCCUCGACUGCCUCAAAUACCGCCUGCAAGCGCCCUCGACGGAUCUCGGCUCCUGGGGCCACGAAUACAUGCGACAUCUCGCACUUGAAAUCGGAAGGGAGUUCCAGAACAGACUGAACGAUGAUAAGUCGACUGAUGAUAUCACCGAUCUUGCCCUCACCCUUGUUCCGUUCUUCCUCAAGCACAACGCCGAGGCCGACGCGGUGGAUAUCCUCUCGGAGCUAGAGAUGAUUGACCAGAUCGAACAGUAUUUGGACGAGAACACCUACGCAAGAGUGUGCUUGUACAUGGUUAGCACCGUGCCUCUUCUCACAUACCCCGACAACGACAAGUUCCUCCGCACAGCACACCAGGUUUACCGGAAAUACAAGCAAUACACACAGGCGGUGGCUCUGGCGAUACGGUUGAACGACCACGACCUCAUCGAGGAGACGUUCAACUCGACCGAAGACAAGGCCGUGAGGCGACAAUUGGCGUUCCUCUGCGCCCGACAACGUAUAUGGUUCGAUGUUUCGGAUGACGAGGACCCAGAGCUCCAGGAGUGCUUAAACAACACCAAAUUGCCCGAUCACUUCAAGGCUUUGGGCAAGGAACUCAACAUCCUUGAUCCCAAGACCCCCGAUGACAUCUACAAGACCCAUCUUGAAAGCAGCCGGACAGCGGGCCUGACCAACACCGACUCUGCCAGACACAACCUUGCCUCUUCUUUCGUGAAUGCCUUCGUGAACGCAGGAUACAGCAACGACAAGCUCAUGCUCGGCCAGGACCAAAGGACUAGCUGGGUCUGGAAGACAAAGGACGAGGGAAUGAUGUCUACGGCCGCCUCUCUUGGUAUGCUCAUGCUUUGGGAUGUGGAGGGUGGUCUUGACAAGAUUGACCGCUACACCACUGCUGAUGACGACAUGGUCAAGGCCGGUGCUAUGCUUGCCACUGGUAUCAUCAACUCAGGCGUGAGGAACGAGUCGGAUCCUGCUCUGGCUCUUCUCAGCGACGAGGACAACCUGGCGCACAAGAAUCUCAACAUCCGCAUGGCUUCCAUCAUGGGUCUUGGUCUGGCUUAUGCUGGAUCGAACAAGGAGGAGCUUCUGGAGUUCCUUCUACCCAUCGUUGCUGAUACCAACAUUGAGAUGCAACUCUCUGCCAUGGCAGCAUUGUCUCUCGGACUCAUCUUCGUUGGCUCGGCCAAUGGUGAGGUCACUGACGCUUUGAUGAACACACUCUUGGACGAGGACCGGACGAAGCAGCUCACUGAUAAGUGGACUCGCUUCAUGGCUCUCGGUCUUGCUCUCCUUUUCUUCGGCCAGCAAGAAGAGGUCGAGGUCAUUCUGGAGACUCUCAAGGCUCUCGACCACCCCAUGUCCAAGCCAACUUCGGUCCUUGCCGAAGUCUGCGCCUGGGCAGGUACUGGUGCCGUGCUCAAGAUCCAGCAGCUUCUCCACAUCUGCAAUGAGCACAUCGAGGAUGACAGUGACGAGAAGAAGGGCGAUGAGCUGCUUCAGUCAUAUGCUGUCAUCGGUCUUUCAUUGGUCGCAAUGGGCGAAGACGUUGGCCAGGACAUGAUCCUCCGAACCUUCGGCCACUUGAUGCACUACGGCGAGGCGAACAUCCGAAAGGCUGUCCCGCUUGCCAUGGGUCUCAUCAGCGCCAGCAACCCGCAAAUGAAGGUGUACGACACUCUGUCACGAUACUCCCACGACAACGACAACGACGUUGCUGUCAACGCCAUCUUUGCCAUGGGUCUUUGCGGUGCCGGUACCAACAACGCCCGUCUUGCACAAUUGCUCCGACAGCUUGCCAGCUACUACCAUAGAGAUGCGAAUGCCCUCUUCAUGGUUCGCGUGGCCCAGGGUCUUCUCCACAUGGGCAAGGGCACGCUAUCCUCAAGUCCGUUCCACACCGACCGACAGGUCCUUUCCCGCGUGGCCGCCGCAGGCCUGCUCACCGUCCUCGUUUCCAUGAUCGACGCUAAGCAGUUCAUUCUCGGAGAUUCACAUUACCUGCUCUACUUCUUAGCAACUUCCAUUCACCCACGUUUCCUCAUCACACUCGACGAGGAAUUGAAGCCACUCACAGUCAAUGUGCGCGUCGGUCAAGCCGUCGAUGUCGUUGGCCAGGCCGGUAAGCCCAAGACUAUCACAGGCUGGCAGACACAGAGCACGCCGGUGCUGCUCGCACAUGGCGAGAGGGCAGAGCUGGAAGAUGAGAAGUACAUUCCAUUGAGCAGUAUUCUGGAGGGUGUGGUGAUUCUCAGAAAGAACCCUGAAUGGGAGGAUUGAACGUAACAACACUUGUGUGGAAACUAGCAUAAAUUCACUAGGUAAUCGAACGCAUUCAAUAAAUCAAUCAAUGAAAAACCACCACCCGGAAUGUUAUUGAGGAUUAACAAGAAGACUUUCGAAUCUUCUUCCCCCACCUCAAUUGUCUCUGUUGGGGGGAUCCAAAGUCUAAUUAGAAGACCGCAAUGAUACAUACCCGCGAGUUGCUCUCCUGAAGUGAACGAAUGAGGAAGAAGGGCUUGUGUAGGGUAUUUAUCGUUGUGUAUAUAUAGAUUAGCGCGCGCUAUGAUAAGAGAGAAUGGAAUGAAAGUAUUGAAUAUUACGUUGGGCUGCUUUACGUGAUGUACUUAGACUCAGAUAGGG